Ananas comosus (pineapple) is the source of this 1378-nucleotide messenger RNA. RefSeq names its product ELMO domain-containing protein A. NCBI's taxonomy places the organism in Eukaryota, Viridiplantae, Streptophyta, Magnoliopsida, Poales, Bromeliaceae. The coding region runs from base 460 to 1083 and encodes 207 amino acids. The record is from RefSeq and is a predicted model, not a curated record. The transcript has 9 exons.
UCUCUUCUCUAAUUCGCUGCUCUCUGCGCUAAGCUCCAUUUUUCCGCGAUUUUUUCGGAUUUGUUUUGACGUGAAAAUUCUCUUUUUUCGCUUUAUUUUUGUUCCUUGCGCCGUUUGAACCUCGCAAUGUGUGCUACAGUAAUGAAUCUGGAUGUGAUUUCUAGUGGAAGAGGACGAAGUUGGAUAGUUUGUAUGCUUUCCUAUUUGGUUUCUUUAGAUUUUACUCCUAUUCUGGGAUUUUUUUUUUUUUUUUUUUGUUAGGUUGUAAAAAGAAUUUAACCUUGGAAUAAUGCCUCAUCGAAUCCUUUAUGUUUGGUGGGAGAUUUGGGAUUCACGCAUUGGAGCUGUGUGAUCUUUUCUAAAAGAUCUGAUGAAGCAACAUGUGGGUCACCAAGAUGGAUAGGGAAAAGUCUUUCUUGUGUAUGUAUCAAGCGAAAAGGAACCUAUGAGCGCAUUUGCAUGAAUCUUACACCAUUACAGGAGGAAAGGCUACAAAGGUUGAAGCACCGUAUGAGGGUCUACUUUGAUGCUUCUAGGCAAGAUCAUCAGGGAGCUCUGAGAGCUCUUUGGCAUGCCACAUACCCGGAUCAAGAGCUCCACGGUUUGGUAUCCGAUCAAUGGAAGGAGAUGGGAUGGCAGGGGAGGGACCCAUCGACUGACUUUAGGGGUGCUGGAUUCAUUUCACUAGAGAACCUACUCUUCUUCGCAAAGACAUUUUCAACAUCAUUUCAAAGGCUGUUGAAGAAACAAGGUGGGCAGCGAGCUACAUGGGAGUACCCAUUUGCUGUUGCGGGAGUUAAUAUCACAUUCAUGAUUAUGCAAAUGCUAGAUCUCCAAUCUACAAAACCGAGAACCUUUGUCAGAGCCGUUUUUGUCCAGAUGCUUUCUGAAGAUGAAUGGGCAUUCGACUUGCUCUAUUGCGUCGCGUUCGUCGUUAUGGACAAGCAAUGGCUGGAGAAGAAUGCUUCUUACAUGGAAUUCAAUGACGUGCUGCGAUCGACCCGUGCGCAGCUGGAGAGGGAACUACUGCUCGACGACGUGAUGCGAAUAGAAGACAUGCCUUCAUAUGGCCUUCUCUGCUAGCAUUUGUGGGCAGCAGAAAUGAUAAUAGAAAAUUCAGGUUUAGAGGGCUGAUAAUUACAGUUGUACAGUCUCCUCUUUUUGUUUAUUUGGUGUUCUUUUCUUGUCCACGUUACGUUGCUUUGAAAAUUUGCGUGUUACUACUCAUAGGGAUGUCGAUGGGUACAGAUACCUGAAAUUUUAUAUGAACCCGAACCUGAGCGGAGCAGAUUUAUCUGAUGCUAAACAGAUUUAGUUUCAAAUACGGAUAUAAAAAAUGAAAAUCUGACGGAUUUGAAUUCCGGUAUGAAUUUUAUCA